CCCAAAAUCAAACAGCAAGCUCUGAGCAAAGAGCUGUCCGAGCCCUUCCCAGACCCGGGCACGUUCGAAGACAUACCGAAAGUGAGGAGUAUAGCGGGGGAUUUGGGGGAUAAGUGAGUAUGCUGGCCGGGGGUCCUGAAUGCAGUCCAAACUAGAAGAAGAUUGAGAGCUUUCGCUGACGGAAUGGGUGGGGAUGUAUAGACGUGUGAAGGGCAAAGUCGUCAUCAUAACUGGCGCAAACUCCCCCAUCGGCAUCGGCCGCGCAAGCGCCCACCAAUUCGCCCGCCACGGCGCGCGCGCCCUCUUCCUCUGCGACUACGCCGCCACGCACCUCGCAACGCACAAGCGCGAACUCUCCUCCCUCUACCCCUCCGUCGACAUCCACACGCGCCAAUUCGACGCCGCCUCCGAGCCCGCCGUCGCGCAAAUCGUCCAAGAAGCCCUGUCCGCCUACGGGCGGCUCGACGUCUUCUUCGCGAACGCGGGGAUAAGCAGCAGGAAGGUCUUCUGGGACGAGGAUACAGAGGGGUUUAUGAAGACGCUUAGGACGAAUGCGCUCAGCGUCUUCCUCGCCGUCAAGUACGCCCGCGCCGCUAUGCUGGAAACUUCGCCCGGGAAACCGUAUCCAGGCGGCAGUAUCAUAGCGACGGCGUCCGUCGCGGGGCUGCGCAGUAAUGCCGGGCCUACGGAUUACAGCGCGAGCAAGGCGGCGGUUAUCAGCCUCGUGCAGACGUGCGCGUACCAGCUCGCCGGCAGCGGCAUCCGCUGCAACGCCGUGUGUCCCGGGCUCAUCGAGACGGGCAUGACGAAAUCGACGUUCGAGGCGGCGAGAGCGCGCGGGACGGAGAGGAAGAUUGGGCAGCUUAAUCCGCUGAGGCGUGGGGGGCAGGCGGAUGAGAUUGCGCGCGUGGUGCUGUUUUUGGGGAGUGAGGAGGCGAGUUAUGUUAAUGGGCAGGCGUGGGCGGUGGAUGGCGGGUUGUCGGCUGGAUUGCCGUUUGUGCCGGGGAAGUUGGCGUAGGGGAGGACGAGAGGGGAGGAUAGGAGAGCGCAUGAGGUUGGAAAGAAAGAGAGGGAGAGGAACUGUACAUAGCAUAAGCCCCCAAAGCCCGAUGGGCGCAAUCGAAGCCCCAAAGCGCAAAGACAAC
Trematosphaeria pertusa is the source of this 1145-nucleotide messenger RNA. Its product is annotated as 3-oxoacyl-reductase-like protein. The record is from RefSeq and is a predicted model, not a curated record. The coding region runs from base 194 to 1018 and encodes 274 amino acids. The transcript has 3 exons. NCBI's taxonomy places the organism in Eukaryota, Fungi, Ascomycota, Dothideomycetes, Pleosporales, Trematosphaeriaceae.